This is a messenger RNA of Cuculus canorus (common cuckoo), 4510 nucleotides long. RefSeq names its product signal transducer and activator of transcription 3 (gene STAT3). The coding region runs from base 352 to 2667 and encodes 771 amino acids. Gene Ontology annotation, molecular function: RNA polymerase II cis-regulatory region sequence-specific DNA binding; DNA-binding transcription factor activity, RNA polymerase II-specific. Gene Ontology annotation, biological process: regulation of cell population proliferation; response to peptide hormone; leptin-mediated signaling pathway. NCBI's taxonomy places the organism in Eukaryota, Metazoa, Chordata, Aves, Cuculiformes, Cuculidae. The transcript is spliced from 24 exons. The record is from RefSeq and is a predicted model, not a curated record.
UUCUGCAGGGAAGUGACGUUCUGCUGGUGUCGAGCAGAGCUCCGUGCCUUCGGUUCCCGAGCUCAGCUUGCCGUCCCCUCGCUGGCGUUGGUUUGAUUUCCAUCGAUACACGAGUUGUGAACUCGAAAAUUGCUCCUUCCUUGUUUCUGUUGUUUCCUGGCAGUCUCCGCCUUCUGCACUUACUGUAAGCUCUGCAGCUCCUUCCCUGCCUCCCGGCGCAGAGGUAGAUAUGCGCCGAGGGUGCCUGGAAGACAUUGGCACCAGAUUAAAGCUUUCUACCUGUUGCUGGUGACCUACAUCUCCAAGACCCUUCCCUUCCUCCUGGAAAGAAGGUGUCCGGAGCUGGCCAGGAUGGCGCAGUGGAACCAGCUGCAGCAGCUCGACACGCGGUACCUGGAGCAGCUCCACCAACUCUACAGUGACAGCUUUCCCAUGGAGCUCCGGCAGUUCUUGGCCCCGUGGAUUGAGAGCCAGGACUGGGCGUACGCUGCCAGCAAGGAGUCGCACGCCACGCUGGUGUUCCAUAACCUGCUGGGAGAGAUCGACCAACAAUACAGCCGCUUCCUGCAGGAGUCCAAUGUCUUGUACCAGCACAACCUGCGGCGCAUCAAGCAGUUCCUGCAGAGCAGAUACUUGGAGAAGCCAAUGGAAAUAGCUCGCAUCGUGGCUCGCUGCCUGUGGGAAGAGUCCCGGCUCCUCCAGACAGCUGCCACCGCAGCCCAGCAAGGGGGACAGGCAACACAUCCAACAGCAGCAGUAGUGACAGAGAAGCAGCAGAUGCUGGAGCAGCAUCUGCAGGAUGUGAGGAAGAGAGUGCAGGAUCUGGAGCAGAAGAUGAAAGUGGUGGAGAAUCUCCAGGAUGACUUUGAUUUUAACUACAAGACUUUGAAAAGCCAAGGAGACAUGCAGGAUCUGAAUGGAAACAAUCAGUCAGUGACUCGGCAGAAGAUGCAGCAGCUGGAACAGAUGCUGACGGCGCUGGAUCAAAUGCGGAGGGGUAUCGUGAGCGAGCUGGCUGGCCUGUUGUCAGCCAUGGAGUAUGUGCAGAAGAUGCUGGCGGAUGAGGAAUUGGCAGACUGGAAGAGACGGCAGCAGAUCGCCUGCAUUGGCGGCCCACCAAAUAUCUGCUUAGACCGGCUCGAGAACUGGAUAACCUCUCUUGCCGAAUCACAGCUCCAGACCCGGCAGCAGAUCAAGAAAUUGGAAGAACUGCAACAGAAAGUGUCCUACAAAGGUGACCCCAUUGUCCAACACCGGCCCAUGUUGGAGGAGCGGAUUGUGGAGCUGUUUAGGAACUUGAUGAAAAGCGCUUUUGUCGUGGAGAGGCAGCCCUGCAUGCCCAUGCACCCCGACCGGCCCCUGGUCAUCAAAACCGGCGUGCAGUUCACCACCAAAGUCAGGUUGUUGGUCAAGUUUCCAGAGCUGAAUUAUCAACUGAAAAUUAAAGUCUGCAUUGACAAGGACUCUGGGGAUGUUGCAGCACUUCGGGGGUCCCGGAAGUUUAACAUCCUGGGGACAAACACCAAGGUCAUGAACAUGGAAGAGUCAAACAACGGCAGCCUCUCAGCAGAGUUCAAGCACCUGACCUUACGGGAGCAGCGGUGUGGAAAUGGAGGCAGAGCCAACUGUGAUGCCUCGCUGAUCGUCACCGAGGAGCUGCACCUCAUCACCUUUGAGACAGAGGUGUAUCACCAGGGGCUGAAGAUCGACCUGGAGACCCACUCGCUGCCUGUGGUGGUCAUCUCCAACAUCUGCCAGAUGCCCAAUGCCUGGGCGUCCAUCCUGUGGUACAACAUGCUGACCAACAACCCCAAGAACGUGAACUUCUUCACCAAGCCCCCCAUCGGGACGUGGGACCAGGUGGCAGAGGUGCUGAGCUGGCAGUUCUCUUCUACCACAAAGCGUGGCCUCAGCAUUGAGCAGCUGACGACUCUGGCAGAAAAACUCCUAGGACCAGGUGUGAACUACUCGGGCUGUCAGAUCACCUGGGCCAAGUUCUGCAAGGAGAACAUGGCUGGCAAAGGCUUCUCUUUCUGGGUCUGGCUGGACAACAUCAUUGACUUGGUGAAAAAGUAUAUCCUGGCGCUGUGGAACGAGGGGUACAUCAUGGGAUUCAUCAGCAAGGAGAGGGAACGAGCCAUCCUGAGCACUAAGCCUCCAGGAACCUUCCUGCUCCGGUUCAGCGAGAGCAGCAAGGAAGGUGGCAUCACCUUCACGUGGGUGGAGAAGGACAUCAGUGGGAAAACCCAGAUCCAGUCUGUGGAGCCUUACACCAAGCAGCAGUUGAACAACAUGUCAUUCGCGGAGAUCAUCAUGGGCUACAAAAUCAUGGAUGCCACCAACAUCCUGGUGUCUCCCUUGGUGUAUCUGUACCCGGACAUCCCCAAGGAGGAGGCGUUUGGGAAGUACUGCCGUUCCGAGAGCCAGGAGCACUCUGAAGCUACUGACUCAGGUAGUGCUGCUCCGUAUCUGAAGACCAAGUUCAUCUGCGUCACCCCCACCUCCUUCAGCAACACCAUCGACCUGCCCAUGUCCCCGCGCACCCUGGACUCGCUCAUGCAGUUCGGCAACAACGGCGAGGGAGCAGAGGCCAAUGCAGGAGGGCAGUUUGAGUCGCUGACCUUCGACAUGGAGAUGACGCAGGAAUGUGCUUCUUCACCCAUGUGAGAUGCUCGAGUGGCGCUGGUGGGCGCCUUCCCAGGACUCUGCCUCUCGCCUCCACAGAGCUCCUUGGCUCUUGCCUGGCUCAGUCGUGGUUACUCUGGGCCUUUCCUUGGAGGAGCCAAGGGCCGAGGCACUUGCCACCAAUUCCUUGUUUGAUCCAAGUGAGCACCGCCGUCUCCAGGGUGGUGCCACUCAUCUCUUUAGGGGAAUUUGGGGGGGGGAUGAACCUUUUUCUAUUUCCUUCCGUAACGGUUUUUUAUUCUUGUUUUGCUCAUUCAAGUGCCUAUUAGCCUCCGAUCGCAGCCUCAGUCUCUACAAACGCUUCUGCAGCCCCAGUUGUGCUGCCUGUUGUUGAAAGCUGCUUUCCUGACUGCUAGAGUCCAAAAGCUCUCGAAGAUCUUAUGAGCCUGGAUCCACCUCCAGGUUCCUGAGAAAGGAUGGGCCGGUUGUGGCCUCCACGUGGGUUCCUCAAUGUAUUGUGUGAUGAGAUCUGCUUUGCUGCUGCCCCAGGAGCCCUCAUGGAGCUCAUGGAGUGCAGUGUGGAGCACUCCAUGGAGCUCAUGGAGCGCAUGGAGUGCAGUGUGGUCUCCUCUCUGCAUCUUUAGCCCUGCUUUUGGCCAGGAGGACCAGCAAGCAGCUCUAAGCCACCAGUUGGAUGGGCCCAGGUGAUGCUUCCACAGGGCUUUGCUGGGAGCAGGGAGUUUUGGUGGCUGCCUGUGCUUGCCACCACCUUCCUGCCGCAGCACGGAAGGGACAACUAGUUUCCGUCAGUGAUAUGUCCCAACACCGGUACAUCCCUGUGAGCAUGGAGUGUUUUGAGGCCUGGGUGAAAUCACAGAGGCUCUUCUGACCAGCACUGCAUGGCCUGCCCUGGCCCUGUUCCCUCUGGGAUGGCUUGGGAUGGCCAGGCAGUAGGUUUGGAGCUUCUUGGGGGCUUUACGUGGCUUUUUUUUGUUGGAGGUUGGCUGUCGUCGUUAAGGUAGGAGGUGGCAAUUGAAUUGAAGGGAGCGGGAUGUACGCGAGGAGAGGAAUCCACCGUGGGUCAGCACUCGGUGGAGAUGUGAGUGUUGCAAAGGGCAGGUUUCCUGCUCGAGGGAGUCGAGGAAAGCUGGAGGCUGUGCUGACCGAUGGCUGUGGUUCAAUAUUUUACCAAAACAGGGGCAGCCCUCCUGCCCUUUCCAUGCAGGGUGGAUGCAGACGUGGAUGAGCAAAGAAGGGGAGUGAGAGGCAGCUGAGAUCUACCCCCGUCCCCCUCCCCAGCAUCUGGUAGCCCGUGGUGUUAGCGAGACUCUGGUGGCACGAGGGGGUUGGUGCUGUGCUCAGCAGAGAAACAUCUUACUGGGCACCAGCCCGGGGCUUUACAGGUCCGAUGUGUCUUGGUUUGGGUCAGGGUGGAGAGAAACCCUCAAUCUUUUGUACCAGUGAUGCUGCAGGGAUGAUCCAGCGCGUGGCUCUGGCUCUUCUGCCCAGUGAAGACCGUGGGGUGUCCCUGCAGCCCCCCAACUGCAGACAAAGCUGUCAGCAUCACAGCCAGAAGGCAGGGCAAGGGGUAGGAUCCCCAGGGAAGGGAGAGAGAGCACUGUUGAGUCCAGACUCUGAGCUGUGCGUGGGCACCAGGUGGUGGCUGUGGCUGGCCUUGGGGUCAGGAAAAUGCCCUUGGAAGCUGGGAGGUGCUGAGAGGGAACGAGACUCGUUCCCCUUGCUCAUGUGUGGCUGCCCCCAGCUGCUGUAGGCCUGGGCAGCAUUCAAUACUGUAAAAAAAUCUUAUUUUUUUGUAUAUUUUAUUGCUGUAUUUACAGGCUUUUACCUCCAAAAUAAAGGCUCUGAAGCGACGUGCGCCGAGGGG